Messenger RNA from Carassius auratus (goldfish), 824 nucleotides. Its product is annotated as GTP-binding protein SAR1b-like. Gene Ontology annotation, biological process: intracellular protein transport. Gene Ontology annotation, molecular function: GTPase activity; GTP binding. Bases 173 to 769 code for a protein of 198 amino acids. The transcript is spliced from 7 exons. NCBI's taxonomy places the organism in Eukaryota, Metazoa, Chordata, Actinopteri, Cypriniformes, Cyprinidae. The record is from RefSeq and is a predicted model, not a curated record.
CAUUUAGCACCCCGAUGCCAACACAUUAACCUACAAUCGAUCUGAGACCACCCUAUGCAGCUACGCAGUUCCGGUUAAACGUCAAAUUCGGGCUGUUUUUCAGCAGUAGAAUACAGACCGGACUGACGGGUCUGCAACAGAAGAGGAUCCUCCCAGGGAACAGGCUACAAAAAUGUCUUUCAUAUUUGAUUGGCUGUACAGAGGAUUCAGCAGUGUGUUACAGUUAUUAGGACUCUAUAAAAAGUCUGGGAAAUUAGUAUUUCUUGGAUUAGACAAUGCUGGAAAAACAACAUUAUUGCACAUGCUAAAAGAUGAUCGACUUGGGCAACAUGUUCCAACACUUCACCCUACAUCUGAAGAACUGAGUAUUGCUGGGAUGACUUUCACAACAUUCGACCUGGGUGGACAUGCUCAAGCAAGAAGGGUUUGGAGGAAUUAUCUUCCAGCGAUAAAUGGGAUUGUGUAUCUUGUUGACUGUGCUGACCAUGAACGUCUACUAGAAGCCAAAACUGAGUUGGAUGCCCUCUUAACUGAUGAAACCAUCUCCAAUGUGCCAAUCCUUAUUUUGGGGAAUAAAAUCGACCGUCCAGAAGCAAUUAGUGAGGAUGCGCUGAGAGGAAUGUUUGGUCUUCAUGGACAGACCACAGGAAAGGGGAAUGUAUCACUGAAAGAACUGAACCUGAGGCCAAUGGAAGUCUUUAUGUGCAGUGUGUUGAAGAGACAAGGAUAUGGUGAAGGUUUUCGAUGGCUUUCGCAAUAUAUUGAUUAACCUAUUUAAUGUGUUUAUUAAUUAAAAACCUGUGUAUCCUUAUUUAUUAAUUGAU